Molecule: messenger RNA, 757 nt
Organism: Syngnathus typhle (broad-nosed pipefish)
Lineage: Eukaryota; Metazoa; Chordata; Actinopteri; Syngnathiformes; Syngnathidae
Product: histone H4
Exons: 1
Coding region: 60-371 (103 amino acids)
Biological process (GO): nucleosome assembly
Cellular component (GO): nucleosome
Molecular function (GO): DNA binding; protein heterodimerization activity; structural constituent of chromatin
Source: RefSeq, a predicted model, not a curated record
GCAGUUCACAAGAAUACGCUGUCUACGAAAUUUGUUCUGAACUAAAACACAAAACAGCCAUGUCUGGCCGCGGUAAAGGGGGUAAAGGGCUCGGUAAGGGAGGCGCAAAGCGUCACCGCAAGGUUCUGCGUGACAACAUCCAGGGCAUUACAAAGCCCGCUAUUCGCCGCCUUGCUCGGCGCGGUGGAGUCAAGCGUAUCUCCGGACUCAUCUAUGAGGAAACUCGUGGUGUGCUUAAGGUCUUCCUGGAGAAUGUCAUCCGCGACGCUGUUACCUACACCGAACACGCCAAGAGGAAGACGGUCACCGCAAUGGACGUGGUUUACGCCCUCAAGAGGCAGGGCCGCACUCUCUACGGCUUUGGCGGCUAAACUCAUCAUCAUCCUCCACAAACAAAAAGGUCCUUUUAAGGGCCACACACCUCUACCAAAACGAGUAUGCAUUCCUUCCGUUUAAACUACAUAAUUAUUCUUGAUUGGGGAAAUGGAGUAUACGUUAGAAAUGAUUAUUCUGUAUCGCAUUUAAGUGACACGAAGUAGAAAAAAUGCUCGUACAUACCCUGAAGAUGAAAUCCAAACUGGUAGGCUUUUAGUUUUGCUCCUGUUGCCAAGUCAACUGAUGAAAACCCCUUAAAGAGUUACAAUUACAUUAAUGACAGACAAGAGCCCUAUUCAACACAUUACAUAUUUUAAAUGACUGCAGUUAGCACACAAAGCAAAACCAAACCUGUCUAUUAAAAUUCCAAUUGUAACCACGA